UUUUGUUGCUUCCACUAGGAAGUGUAUCUUGUCCAAUGAGGAUGGGACUUUUUCCGGUGUCGGUGGUGUGCUUGAUAGUUUGCAAUGGUAUCCAAGCUUCUCCCAUACAACAAAAUGUACAUCCUGCUGUGGAUGAUGCCAACGCAGGGGGCAACGUUGCGGUGGCUAACCUACUGAAAACGUUUGAGAGCAUUCCUCUCCUGAAGAGCAUGAUUGAGAAAUCUGGCCUCGACUUUACAGAGCUUCAGCUCUUACUGGGAGAGAAGAACCUCAUCGGCCAGCUCAUUCAGAAUGUCUUCAAACUCAGCCCCAUCUCUGGACAAAUCAUUGACGAAGCUGCCAAGACAAACGUUGAGCUCCGGAUAGUUCUUGCUCUUGCAAGAGGACAAACACCAAAUCUCUUCGACCUUUUUAAACUAGCCACCGCGAAGCCCGAGAACAUGUUCCUGGCUGUCGACAAGGCUGCUUCCAAUAACAAACAGGCCCAGUUCAUCAAGGAGAAGAUGAAGGAGCCUCAUCCAAACAUGACCUUCAUUUGGGACAUGAUCACUGGGAAGAAGCUUGAGAUGGUAUCAUGGACAAUGAUAAAUAUGCCGUAGCUGGAAGUUCAAAAAGGAAGAACAGGCAUUUGCUUGAAUUGUUUGAAUUCGCCGUGGCGAACUGGCGACCACUGGAGAAAGCCCUGCGGACAAUGUCCAACGUGCCGAUCAACUUCGUGAAGGUCAUGCAGUACAUCCUAGGUCUUGACUUCUCAGCUUUUCGGUUUGCGAUGGACAAUGCACCGAAGCUGAACAAUAAGAAGUACAUGAUAACAGACAACAAGGCCAAGUACACCGUUGUGAACCAAUCCACUUUCAAAUUUGAUCCUGACGAUGAUGCGGAUAUCAUUCACCUCCUGCAAGAAGUCCGUGUUAAAUACCCAGGAAUGCAUGAUACUUUUGCCGGCCCGGGUAGGUUGAAGCUCGAGAUGCCGUUCUACAUCUGAUUACAGAAACUAUAGAAAUGAUGAACCGAUUGCUUGGAUAAGACGAACAUUCGGCUAACUAAUGUACCCGCUGAUGAAGGAAGCGAGAAUGAUAUGUGUGAAAAUGUGAAACCAUAAA
Haliotis rufescens (red abalone) is the source of this 1103-nucleotide messenger RNA. RefSeq lists its product as uncharacterized. The coding region runs from base 36 to 599 and encodes 187 amino acids. Lineage: Eukaryota; Metazoa; Mollusca; Gastropoda; Lepetellida; Haliotidae. The record is from RefSeq and is a predicted model, not a curated record. The transcript is spliced from 3 exons.